UGAAGCGUUACUACUUCCGGCGGAAGUGCCGGAUGCAGCUUAAGACUGCCGGUUGGCAUCGCUAGCUAAACUUUCACUUUAGUGUAAAUCUCUUUCAUCAUGGCGACGUUUUUUGGUGAAGUAUUGUCAGUUUACUCUCGGGCUGUGGAGGAAGACGACGAUGACAUUGAGGAAGACGAAGAAGAUGAACAAAUACGCCGCGAACUUGAGGAAAAGAGGGAGGUUCAGCUGCAGUGGGGCCCCGAAAUCUCCCAGUCGCUAAGUUCUGGCAAUAAGCUGCAGUGUUCAGAGUUCAUCAUCGGCGUGGGACACAAUGCUUCCAGCUUCCUGUCGGCGUACGUUCUCGCCUCGGCGGGCUGGGCGGCGGUUGGACGGGCGACGGCGUGGAACGAGAGGAGCCGAGCUGUUACUGGGCAAAGCGGCGAGGACUCAGCAUGUGUUUUCCACCGACACAAGGACACGCCAUCAGUCCUGAUAUGCACGGUGACCGGUCACAUCGCUGAAGACCAGCAGUUCCAGUGGACGCAAAAGGUGCUGGACAGCCUGCAGCAGCGGCAGCUGACGGUGACCGUGCUGGCCGACGGCUCGGUGGCCGACUACAAGACGGCCGACUACCUGAGCGGCGGCGCGGCGCCCUUCCUGCGCUGCCUGCGCUCGGGCGCCUUCAGCCCGCAGCCCGCCUGCCCCCCCCUGGAGCAGCCCAACAUCCUCACGGGGCUCCCGGCUGCAGUCCUGAACCACUGCCAGGUCCACCGCAUCGCUGCUGUUGUUUACCAGUGCUACAGUGAUGUCAUCGGCCCAGACUCUGUCACCAUGGAGACCUAUAAGCCUGCUUUGUCCAAACUAGCCAAGUCCAUCCAGCUGGACACGUCCCUGAAGACGGAUGUCCUUCGCAAGUUGGUCCGAACCACCGAAAUUCAGAGUAAUCUGUAUAUCUGAAUCCUCUGUGCAGUUACCCUGAUUUUUGUUCAAAUAUCGUCUUUUUUUUUUUAUGAAUAAAGAUGUUUAAUAACAUG
Menidia menidia (Atlantic silverside) is the source of this 1016-nucleotide messenger RNA. The record is from the annotation of a GenBank genome assembly. NCBI's taxonomy places the organism in Eukaryota, Metazoa, Chordata, Actinopteri, Atheriniformes, Atherinopsidae.